Messenger RNA from Mesoplodon densirostris (Blainville's beaked whale), 1536 nucleotides. It is a transcript of the gene ABO, whose product is annotated as ABO, alpha 1-3-N-acetylgalactosaminyltransferase and alpha 1-3-galactosyltransferase. NCBI's taxonomy places the organism in Eukaryota, Metazoa, Chordata, Mammalia, Artiodactyla, Ziphiidae. Gene Ontology annotation, biological process: carbohydrate metabolic process. Bases 1 to 1536 code for a protein of 511 amino acids. The record is from RefSeq and is a predicted model, not a curated record. Gene Ontology annotation, cellular component: membrane; vesicle; Golgi apparatus. The transcript has 11 exons. Gene Ontology annotation, molecular function: glycoprotein-fucosylgalactoside alpha-N-acetylgalactosaminyltransferase activity.
AUGGAGGUUGGAGAGGAGAAGAGAGCAUCCAGUUUGCAGGAUGACGGCGCUUCUGACCUGCAGUCGGUCCCAGGAGCCAUGGACCCCAGAGCUUUCCCAGCUGCACUAGAGCCAGAGGUCCAGAGCCAGCCUUGGCGAGGACAGCAGGAGCAGAGAAGGUGUGGGGAGCUGAGCUUGCAUGUGUCGGGGCUGGUCUUGGGGAGGGACGCUGCUGGCUCCCAGGGAGGUCGGAGCACCUCCGCCUGCCCCCUCUCCCCGGCCCUCUCUUUCCUCUACUUGUCUGGGCCCCAGAGAAGAGAGCCGGCAGUCAGUGAAGGAUUUCCUCCUGCUGUAAAGACUGCCUGGUCCAAGUCCCUCCCAGGAGCUUGGACGCAGCCGGUGCCUGUGUGGGUGAUUUGGGGACCAGGUAAACUAACCCCAAGUGACCUAGGCUUCCUCUCCACAGAAUUCUGGGGAAAGAGCACCAAGUUCUGGCUGGGCCCCAUCCUGCUCUUUGCUGUAUUUCUGGGCUUCUAUAGCAAUGUUUUCAGCCUGAUCUCCACUUGGCAGAGAGAACAGUCUCAAAGCAGCCCUGAGGUCCACCACCUGCAGGGCCAACAGGGGCCUCUAAGCACUCUGUUUUCCUCCCUCAGUGAAGGUGACCGUCACCUGGACACCUGCAGGAUACCUGAAGUACCCAGGUUGGUUUACCCCAAGGCCCAGCUCCUCAAGCCCACGAGAGUGGACGUGCUGGUCAUGACUCCCUGGUUUGCACCCAUCAUCUGGGAUGGGACCUUUGACUCUGCCAUCUUGGAUGCACAGUUCAGAAACAUCACCAUUGGGCUGACCGUGUUUGCCAUCAAAAAAUACGUGGUCUUCCUGAAGCUCUUCCUGGAGACGGCCGAGAAGUACUUCAUGGUGGGACACAAGGUCAACUACUACGUCUUCACUGACCGGCCGGCGGAUGUGCCCCAGAUCCCCCUCCAGGAAGGGAGGCAGGUGGUGGUCCUCAAGGUCCGAAACUACAAACGCUGGCAGGACAUAUCCAUGCACCGGAUGGAGAUGAUCAGCAACUUCUCCCAGCAGCGCUUCCUCCGCGAGGUCCAUUACCUGGUGUGCUUGGACGUGGACAUGAAGUUCAGCGACCACGUGGGUGUGGAGAUCCUGGCACCGCUCUUCGGGACCCUCCAUCCUGGUUUCUACGCAGGUGAUCGCCAGUCCUUCACCUAUGAACGCCGGCCCUUGUCUCAGGCCUACAUUCCGAGAGAUGAGGGUGAUUUUUACUACAUGGGAAGCUUUUUUGGGGGAUCGGUCCCUGAGGUUUACCAGCUCACCACGGCCUGUCACCAGGUGAUGAUGGCCGACCAGGCCAACGGCAUCGAGGCCGUGUGGCAUGAUGAGAGCCACCUGAACAGGUACUUGCUGUACCACAAGCCCAGCAAGGUGCUGUCCCCCGAGUACAUGUGGGACGAGCAGCUGCUGCGGAGACCACCUUUUCUCAGGAAACUUCGAUUCGUGGCUGUGCCCAAGAACCACGCAGAGAUUCGGAACCAAUGA